This is a messenger RNA of Vigna angularis (adzuki bean), 1509 nucleotides long. Its product is annotated as RGG repeats nuclear RNA binding protein A. Gene Ontology annotation, cellular component: cytoplasm; nucleus. The record is from RefSeq and is a predicted model, not a curated record. Gene Ontology annotation, molecular function: RNA binding. Lineage: Eukaryota; Viridiplantae; Streptophyta; Magnoliopsida; Fabales; Fabaceae. The transcript is spliced from 7 exons. The coding region runs from base 230 to 1300 and encodes 356 amino acids.
GUAUUUGGGUUUGGGAUGAGGCUCUUCUCUUGUUACCACAGGGCGGCUAGGGUUUUACUUAUCUUUUUUUCUCUGUUGUGAUCUGUUUUAUUUCUUACUAGACUUCACUGAGAAAUUAAGAUGGAAGAGUUGUUGUUGAUGAAAUGAGAUAGGGUUUAGAUUGAGAUUCUGAUUGAAUUGGCGUAACACAUAAUUAGGGUUCUGGAUUAAAGAGGGAUCGGUGACCAAAAUGGCAAGCAUGAACCCUUUUGAUUUGUUGGGUGAUGACGCAGAGGACCCAUCUCAGCAAAUUGUGGCUGAGCAGCUCAAGGUUGUCACUGCUGCUCCUAAGAAACCUCAGACGCAGCCCAACAAACCUGCUCAGCUUCCUUCCAAGCCAACCCCUCCUGCUCAGGCUGUGAGGGAGGCAAGAAGUGACUCUUCACGUGGUGGACGUGGUGGUGGACGUGGAAGUGGACGUGGUCGUGGCCGCGGAGGCAGUGGUUUCAACAGAGACUACUCCAAUGAUGAUAAUUCAUUUCCUCCCCAUGCUGGUCAAGGUGCUCUUGAUGGAGAGAGUGGGAGGUCUUCAGAAAGGUCUGGCUAUGGUGGGCCUCGCGGUCCUUAUCGUGGUGGUCGUGGGGGACGUGGAGGUUUUGGUGAUGGGGAAGCUGGUGAAGAUGGGCAACCACGACGAGUCUAUGAACGUCGCAGUGGGACUGGACGCGGAAAUGAAUUCAAACGGGAAGGUUAUGGGAGAGGGAACUGGGGACUACCAACUGAUGAACUUGCCCAGGCAACUGAUGAAGUAAAUGAAACUGCUAAGAAUUUUGGCGAAGAAAAGCCUUCAGGUGAUAACGAUGUUGCUGCUGAUGGAAACAAGGAGAAUCCUGCUAAUGAGGCUGAAGAAAAAGAGCCUGAGGAUAAGGAAAUGACUCUGGAGGAAUAUGAAAAAGUACUAGAAGAGAGAAGGAAGGCUUUGCAAGCACUUAAAACUGAGGAGAGAAAGGUGGAUACCAAAGUUUUUGAAUCCAUGCAGCAGCUGUCAAACAAGAAAGACAAUGAUGACAUCUUUAUUAAGCUGGGAUCUGAUAAGGAUAAGCGCAAAGACACUCUUGAGAAGGAAGAGAAAGCCAAGAAGUCUGUCAGCAUCAACGAGUUUCUGAAGCCACCAGAGGGUGAAAGCUUCUACAGCGCAGGUGGACGUGGGCGUGGUCGAGGACGUGGUGCAAGAGGUGGUUAUGGUGGCUAUCCAAACGCCAACGUUCCAGCUCCAUCAAUUGAAGAUCCUGGGCAAUUCCCUACUUUGGGUGUCAAGUGAGCAUUUCAGUACUGUGCUGACAUUUUUAUGUACCUUGUCUCAAUUUUGGUUCUCUGCUUUGAAGCAGGAAAAAAAACUAUGGUAAUUGGAUUUCCUGUAUGGGCAGGUUUUUAAUUUAAUUUAACGUCUUAAAAUGUAAAUUUAGAUUGUUUCUUUGUGCCCCUUAUUUCCUUAUAUAGACGAAACGCAUCCCCUGUUGUUAUGUUUUA